AUGGCACCGCGUGGUUUCACGAACCCCGCUCCUAGGACCGAAUCAGCGCGGUCUGCGCUGAGCUCCUUCACCUGCAGCCUGUGCAACAAAUCCUACUCGCGCCACCCAGAAUAUGAAGCACAUAUCGGCUCAUACGAUCACCAGCACAGAAAGCGUUUGCAAGAUCUCAAGCAGUUAACACGUGAUCCAAAUGCCGUCGAGAAGAACCGCCGGGCAGAACGUAAAGCCGAUGCGCAGGCCGGUCUGAAAGUCAUCGAGACUCCUGUCGACAAUGUGAUACCAAGUGGAGGAAGCACGGGGUUCAAGAAGGGAGGUUUUAAAAGCUCAUUCGCCACUGUCAAGGGAGCAGUGGCCCCUACAGCCCCAGUCAAAAAGAACGUUCUAGGAGACGACGAGGAAGAUGAUACCCCGAAACCAAAAGACCAAGAUCCAUCAAAUGUGGGCAGGCCCCAAAAGAUUGAACCUGGUGAUGUGGAAAGUGAAACCGACGAGGAAUACGGCCAAGAAGGAUAUUAUGAUCCUCGCCGGCCAACGGACUGUUUCGCUGGGUGUGUUGCCCAAAAGGUCUGA
Penicillium expansum is the source of this 570-nucleotide messenger RNA. RefSeq names its product putative C2H2 finger domain protein. The record is from RefSeq and is a predicted model, not a curated record. The transcript is spliced from 3 exons. The coding region runs from base 1 to 570 and encodes 189 amino acids. Lineage: Eukaryota; Fungi; Ascomycota; Eurotiomycetes; Eurotiales; Aspergillaceae.